UGCAAGUAAACUAUUCAUUCCUCGCUGGCUGUGGUGCUCAGUGGAUCGGUAGCGCACAGUUGGCAAGUUCUAGAUAGCAGAGACAAAACGCACUCUUGUGUCGCCCAAACAAAUCUGACAGUAUUCCCUGCCUAAACCAUGGACAACCGAAAGCGGCCAAGAGAUGAUUUAGCGUGCAACUCAGCCGACAAUUUCAAGACCCCAGAGAAGCGAGUGUCGGUGCUUCCACGUCGGGGUGGCAGUUCCAGUGAUGCCGAUUUCAGAAACUGGGAUGUGGAGGCGACCUGUUGUUACCUGCGCCAGGAGGGACUUGGGGAAUGGGAGAGCAAGUUUAAAGAGCAACAAAUCACUGGGGUGGGACUGCGCUACCUCACUGACGCUCAUCUGGAGAAGAUUGGCAUUGGGCCGCUGGGGAGACGCCUUCAGAUCCUGCACAGCCUGCAGAAGCUGUGGCACAUCACAAGUGUGCCUGCAAAGGUGUUCAACGACCCCAUCCACGGCCACAUAGAGCUCCACCCUCUCCUGGUGCGCAUCAUUGACACGCCUCAGUUCCAGAGGCUACGGCACAUCAAGCAGCUGGGAGGAACCUACCUGGUCUUCCCUGGGGCAUCGCACAACCGCUUCGAACACUCCAUUGGGGUUGGACAUCUGGCUGGCCGGCUGGUUCAGGCUCUGAAUGAACGGCAGCCAGAGCUGCUCAUAACCAGUCAGGAUAUCCUGUGUGUGCAGAUCGCAGGCCUCUGCCACGACUUGGGACAUGGGCCGUUUUCUCACAUGUACGAUGGAAUGUUCAUCCCCAAAGUCCGUCCUGGCUACAAGUGGAAGCAUGAGAUGGCGUCGGUGAAGAUGUUUGACCACCUGGUGCGUGAGAACGAUCUGGAGAGCGUGAUGCAGGACUACGGGCUGAGCCUUCCUGAUGACCUCACCUUCAUCAAGGAGCAGAUCGCCGGGCCCCUGGAGAGCCCCGCCUCCACUCGCAAAGGCCCCGCACCUUGGCCCUACAAAGGCAGAUCGGAGGAGAAGUCCUUCCUGUAUGAGAUUGUGGCCAACAAGAGGAACGGCAUUGACGUAGACAAGUGGGACUACUUCGCAAGAGAUUGCUACCACCUCGGUAUCCAAAACAACUUUGACUACCGGCGCUUCCUGAAGUUUGCCCGCGUGUGCGAGGUGAAGGGGACCAAGCAUGUGUGCACCAGAGAGAAGGAGGUGGGAAACCUGUAUGACAUGUUCCACACCCGGAACUGCCUUCAUCGCAGAGCGUACCAGCACAAGGUCGGGAACAUCGUGGAGACCAUGAUCACAGAGGCCUUGGUGAAGGCAGACCCCCACAUCCAGAUCCAGGGCUCAGGAGGGAAGAUGUUCACUCUCUCCACAGCCAUAGACGACAUGGUGGCCUACACCAAACUAACAGAUUAUGUCUUUGAGCAGAUCCUGUACUCGUCCUCUCCUGAGCUGGCGGGAGCUCGGGAGAUCCUCAAUAAUAUCAUCUGUCGGCGCCUUUACAAGUGUGUGGGUCAGACUCACCCCACCAGUCAUGUGGAUGUGUCCCAGGGGAUGCUGCUGCAGUGGGCUGAAGAGGUGGCCAGGUCCAGACCAAGUGGUACAGACGAGGUCUUUCAGAAAGAGGACUUUGUCGUCAACGUUAUCUACAUGGACUAUGGUAUGAAGUCCAAGAACCCCAUCAACAACGUCCACUUCUACUGCAAGAAUGACCCCACCAAAGCCAUCAAGAUCCGUAAGAAUCAGGUGUCUCAGCUGUUGCCUGAGAAGUUUGCAGAGCAGCUGAUCCGUGUGUACUGCAAGCGCACCGACGAGCGUAGCCUGGAGGCCGCCAAGAAGUACUUUGUGCAGUGGUGCAUGGACCAUAACUUCACCAAGCCUCAGGAUGGCGACGUCACUGCACCCGAGCUGACGCCUCUAAAGAAAAGCUGGGCCAGCAAUGACAAGGACGACGAUGAUGAUGAUGAUGAAGACGAAGACGAUGAUGAUUAUGACUCUAUGGACAGCGGACACCCAGCAGGCGGACACAGCACGCCCCAGAACGGCACCCUGAAGGCCAAGGCCAGGCUGUUCACACCAAAGAAAGACCUGUAGUCCUGUAGUGCAGAGGAAGACGAACGACAUCGUCGUCGUCAGCGUCAUCAAACGCUGUGGCGUUCAGGGGAGACUGUUACUCAGAUUUACCACAAGGCGGCAGCAGAGAUGCAAUGUUGAGGUAAAGAUGACUGAGGCUUGACUUGCUCAGGAGAAGUGAGAGGCUACAGCUUCUAAUCGCGAUCUCAUCUCAUUCCCAACACUGCCCCGUUGGCAUCUUUUUUGUCUUUAUAUUCAGCAAAAAGUGUAAAGCUGUUUUUGUGUUUAUUAUUAUUUUAAGCUUUUAUUUUUCUAGAUGUCUUUCUAUUAUCUUUUUAUUUUAUUAUUCUAUGCUUUCUUGUGCAAACUUCAGAGGAGGUGUGUGUUAGUGGGUGAGAAGAGGGUGUUGAAAUCAAAUGAGUGAAGCGACUUUUUAAACAAACAAAGUUUCACAGGACAUCUACCUCUGAAGAUUCCACGUCCAGUUUCCUCAGUUAUGUCAGUGUCUCUUUCUGAAACAACAAAGAAAUGCACCAAUAACUUUGUGCACACUUUACUCCAAAGGCCGAAAAGUUACUCUUGCAAUCAGCCAGUGGGUUUAUUUUGAACCGUCAUAUGUAAAGAUAAUAUUAUUUGUUAGACCUUGAAUGUAUAUUAUUUAUUUUCUUUUCCAGAGUGCUUCAAAGUUCUCAUUCUUGGUGUGUCUCGUGUUUACUGGUUAUAUGUUCACUAAGCAUCAGUUUUGUACAUGCAUACUGUGUACAGGUAUGGAAGUACUAUACAUAUAUGGAAGUACAGAAUCAUAUCCAAAUAGUCAAGCGUAUUUAACACCACAAACUCAGUGGUAUCCCAUAGUUUUUACCUCUUUUAUUUUAAACUUGUGAACUUAUUUUAGAGCUGUUGCUGCCUUAUAGCCUUCAGCCCUCUGUGGUAUUCAUUACCAAUGCAUUGAAAUACAUUACUGAUGCAUAGACAGAUGCACAAGCAUUGGUCACCUUGCAGGCUAGAUAGCAGGAAAGGGAUUUGGUGUGAGAACACAUUUGAUGGUGUGAAUAUUGUGUUUUUUUCCUUUGGGUUUUCCUUAUUUGAGUGCACACAGAGUGUUCAUAUAUGUAUAUGUUUAUUUUUCUAAGUGUGUGUAACAUUUCCUCUCCUAGACUGCUUUGGUGCUCCCUUGGUGUUUGAUGGCUGCCUGUCGUGCAGUUCCAGCAUUGGACAUUUUAUAUUCUGAACUUUGACCUCUGUUGCUAUACCAACAGUUCAGCAAUUUCUUGUCAGAAUGUCAGUUGACAUCAAAGCUGCAGACUAUCAUGCUUUAGUUGCCAAUCAACCACGGAGCAAAAAUGAUCAAUACCAUGCAAAUGGAUGCAGUGCACUUGCACACAAAAAAAGAAGACAAUUCUUGUGCGAAAUGUGUCAUGUGCACUGCCAUUUGCUCAGUUUUGAUUUAUGUUUGCACCAUUACAAACAAGGUGAGUGAUAUACUGUAGACUGAGACAGCUAUUAAUCUGUCUGUUUACAUAAAGGGCCAGUGAUGAUGCACUUUCCAAACAAAAAAAUGUUCAUGGAAAAAAAAUGGAACUGAAAAGAAAAAAACAUUAACAAUCAGGAUAUUUUUGAAAGAUGUUUGUAAUCCAUGUGAAGAUGAAUGCAACGGGGCAAUAUUCCAAUGGUGCCUGGCCUCAGCAAUUGAAUAAAGAAAACGUCCUCUCCCCAUGA
Messenger RNA from Engraulis encrasicolus (European anchovy), 3792 nucleotides. It is a transcript of the gene samhd1a, whose product is annotated as SAM domain and HD domain 1. The record is from RefSeq and is a predicted model, not a curated record. Gene Ontology annotation, cellular component: nucleus. Bases 139 to 2094 code for a protein of 651 amino acids. Gene Ontology annotation, biological process: defense response to virus; regulation of innate immune response; dGTP catabolic process. Lineage: Eukaryota; Metazoa; Chordata; Actinopteri; Clupeiformes; Engraulidae. The transcript has 16 exons. Gene Ontology annotation, molecular function: protein binding; dGTPase activity.